This is a messenger RNA of Porites lobata, 1490 nucleotides long. The record is from the annotation of a GenBank genome assembly. NCBI's taxonomy places the organism in Eukaryota, Metazoa, Cnidaria, Anthozoa, Scleractinia, Poritidae.
CAGAAGUUCCAGCUGGUCUAUCUGUGCUUUGCCGUCUUUGUUGUUGCCACAUCUGCAGCUUCUGUGUGUAAAUGUGAAGACAAAAAGGUACACUUUUAAGUUGUUCUGUUCAAUAUGGGUACUUAUAAACAAGUGGUGCUUUAGGAUACAUUAUUAAACCGUCUUAAAGUUUAAAUUGGUCACUCCACUUUUCUACAGGUUAUUUUGUUCAACUUCUCUAUAAUUAGCGAAGGCAUUUUAUUAGCUUUUAGCAAUUAGCUUUUAGCGAAAUACCUUGACACUUUAAUAAAGUUUAUGUUUAAAGUUUGUAUGAAUGCUAAGCGAUGUCUCUUUCACUUUGCAGCAAAGUGUGUCCAAGUACAAGUUCAAAAUAAAGGAUGGAGAUAAAGAGAUUGAAGAAGACGUUGAAAUUGACACUGAGAAACAAACAGAAACCUAUCGCAUUCCAAAGACAGAUUCUGGGAACGCGGGAGAAGUUGAUAUCGUUUACGAUUUCAAAAAGGUAAUUAAAGAUACUUUAGUAAGACAGGGGCAAAGUGGGUGUGGCAGCAUUACUUACUUGGACUGUUCGCGAUGAACUUAUAAUGACUUUUAAAAUUAAACGUUUUCUAGCUCCUGUCGGUGAAUUACUCACUGGAUUAUUCUUUCUGUUCGUAUUUUUCUCCGUUAUCCCAAGACGUCGAUUUGAGUUAUGAUAUCGUAACAAAAUUGACUAUGUUUCUCUUUCUUGCAGAACUUGACCAUGCAACGAAUCUCUGCUGCAAAAGCCUGUUUUCUGAGUGAAUUUGAUGAAAGUAUUCCCAAGCCCAGUGACCUCGUCAAGUUACUUGACCAGGUAUUUCAAGUGAGAUUAACAGUUACAUUUCCACAGUGUUUCAGUAGGAGAUAGAACUAAAUUUAUUGUUUUAUUUUACUAUUAUCGUUUGGAAAUUGCAAAAAAACCUUUUCAGUAGCCGGUUACUGUACACGCUUAACGAGCCAAGCAAUGGAGCUCAGCCAUAUUUGUGAUAAACGUAUUGGAUAUGACGGAAAAUCAUGUUAAGGUGCUCUUGGGUUUCCUACUCCCUCUCCAUCUAAGGCUUUGUUUAUGAGUUAUUAAGCUGUUAGUGUUUUUCUAAAACAAAGGCCUUUUAGUAAGCGGGUAAUUUAGUUUAAACUUGAAAACGUGCACAGAAUAUAAUUACAGUUGCAGAACUUUCGUUUAGUUUAUGCAUCAUACUUCUUCAGUUCGACAUCAAGAUUACUUAAUCAUGGCACUUAAGGUAUUAUGUUACUCUUUACAGAAAAGCUCUGCAUCGCCAACAUUGAAAAAUGAGACGAAAGUUGAUUACGAAGUCGUUUCGACGGUCACUGACCGCUCGGACCUGAGUGAUGAAAUGGCUUCGUUGUGUGCCAAGCUGCCCAUCUAUCGCGUCAAAAAGGCAACGCCUUUGUCGGUAAUGGUUAAACGUAAGUGUUGGAAGUUAUUAGCGUAUUAUGAAGUCAAAUAA